Bombyx mori (domestic silkworm) is the source of this 886-nucleotide messenger RNA. It is a transcript of the gene ND-ASHI, whose product is annotated as NADH dehydrogenase [ubiquinone] 1 beta subcomplex subunit 8, mitochondrial. The record is from RefSeq and is a predicted model, not a curated record. Bases 236 to 802 code for a protein of 188 amino acids. Lineage: Eukaryota; Metazoa; Arthropoda; Insecta; Lepidoptera; Bombycidae. Gene Ontology annotation, cellular component: mitochondrion. The transcript has 3 exons.
AGAUAGUUACGGUAAUGUAAAAGCCUGUCAUGAGUUAAAAAGUAAAACAACAGAUAGACGUGAAAAGUUCUACACCUAAAUGAAAUCAUAGAUAACUAAACCUACCUAAUAACGAAACCUAAUAACUAAAUUUAAAAAUAAAACCCAUUAAAUAAAAAAUAGGUGCUAGUUAUAUGCAUAGAUAAUACUUAAGUUGUAUGCAUAGAUUAUAUACACUUAAUAUUUGAGAGGUUGUAUGUCUUCUAAGUGUAUUGUCUAUGGUUAUAUGUUUCUAAAUGUAAAGAUGUCUUCGUUACUGAAAAGAGCUCUGUUCAACAACUCUCAAUCCAUAAGAAAAACGGCAGCUCUGUUUUGCAAUGCCACUAGGAAUCAUUGGAAUUACCAGUACCAACCUGGUCCUUAUCCUAAAACACCAGAAGAACGGGCUGCAGCAGCUAAAAAAUAUGGAAUGACUGUAGAGGAGUAUACUCCCUAUCCUGAAGAUAUGGGCUAUGGUGAUUAUCCGAAGCUACCUGAUAUUGGUGAGGACUCCAAGGAUCCUCAUUAUCCUUAUGAUAACCCGGAAUUGAAGAGGAAUUUCAAUGAACCGUUGCACGCUACUGCAGAAAUAUUUGGUGGAGAUCGCUGUGACAUUAGCAUAAGGCGAAGAUUUUCACUGCUGCAUCAAUGGACUUGGUUUUUGGGUACUCUAGGAGGAUUUGCUCUUCUAAUGGUGUUUUUAGAAGACUAUAAAAUUGGAAGACCAGUUACAGCCAAGCAGAUUCCUGGGCAGGGUGUUCAUUACUUGUUCAGCCCAAAUUAAUGAUUUUCUAGUGAUGACUCAAUUAAAUUAUGUAGUUACUUUUGUUGCUGUUUAUGAGAUAAAUAAAAAUUUUAAAUGGAAAAA